Molecule: messenger RNA, 873 nt
Organism: Penicillium malachiteum
Lineage: Eukaryota; Fungi; Ascomycota; Eurotiomycetes; Eurotiales; Aspergillaceae
Exons: 3
Coding region: 1-873 (290 amino acids)
Source: RefSeq, a predicted model, not a curated record
AUGACAGGACAGUUGACCUGGCUUGUGACCGGAUGCUCCUCUGGCCUAGGUGAAGCCUUUGUCCGAGCUAUUCUUGCUAAGGGUGAUCGUGUUAUUGCAACCGCGCGUCCAAGUAAUGGAACUUCUGGGACAGACCGACUCACUUCACUUAAAGAAGCCGGUGCGGUUACUUUAGAGCUUGACGUGCUAGCUUCACAGGAGGAUCUUAAUGCCAAAGCCCGCGAGGCGUGGGAAAUAUACGGCCAAGUUGAUGUUCUAAUUAAUAACGCUGGCUAUGUUGAAGCAGGAAUUUUCGAAGAACUUGACGAGGAAACCAUUACAAAUUCCCUGAGGACCAAUAUCCUAGGCCCACUUAAUGUCACCAGAGCAUUCAUCCCCUUAAUGCGAGCCGCUAAAACUGGUACCCUUCUCUUCGUCGGCUCAGUCGGCAUUUACUACGGUGCUCCAGGUGCGAACUGCUACACAGGUGGAAAGGGCUUACUAGAAGGGAUCGUGCCAAAUCUCGCGGUAGAAGUCGCAUCCUUUGGCAUUCGGACAUCCAUCUUAGUAUUCGGACACUUCCGUACCGAGCUCAUGAACCCUGAAAACACCAAAUUCAGAGCCCCCAACCUCCAGCCAGAGUAUGAUGAGCUCAACAAGCUUAUCAAAGCUGGUCUUGGUGCUCAAAAUGGGACCCAGCCGGGUAACCCUACUAAGGCUUGCGAGCUUGUUGUCGAAGCGGUGAGAGGUGAAGGGAGGUGUGCAGGUAAAGAGCUGCCUUUGAGAUUGCCGGUUGGUGCGGAUGCAUUUGGUUUUAUCAGGGAUAACUGUACAGAGAGAUUAAAGUUGUGCGAUGAGUGGGAUGGCAUCACAUCGCAAACUAACUUUGAUUGA